Messenger RNA from Cyclopterus lumpus (lumpfish), 2181 nucleotides. RefSeq lists its product as uncharacterized. The transcript has 9 exons. The record is from RefSeq and is a predicted model, not a curated record. NCBI's taxonomy places the organism in Eukaryota, Metazoa, Chordata, Actinopteri, Perciformes, Cyclopteridae.
AUGCGGUGUAAAGUCCUCGUCUAUGUCGUCCUCCUGACUCUCAUAAAGCAUGUGUCUCCAAGGGAAAUUCAGGCCAACCCGAAUACAAAUGCAACCCUCCCCUGCAAUGUGACGCUCCCUCUUUCUGUAAACGGGGACAAAAUAGACAAGUCUCUCCUCAAAGUGCACUGGAUAAGUAAUGGCUCUGACAUCGCCUCAUUCAAAGAAGCAAUGAUGCAAAUAAAGGAAGGCUUCAGUUGGGACAACAGUGAUUUUGUCAACGGGGACUUUUCACUGACUGUCCUCAAAGCCGCUCUGGACCUGCAGGGGGUGUAUGAAUGCACAGUCAGCUCCAACUCCACAAGGCUGCACUCCAGCAACAUUACAUUUAGUAUCCUCGCUUCCCCCACUCUGUCAAUCCCUCAGCAGUGGGUGGUGUUGGAAACAGAGAGCCAGCUUAAAUGCCAUGCAGAUGGUUUCUACCCUCCUCCUGUCAAUUUCUCCUGGACCCGAGAUGGGCAGGUAAUUCAACCUCCCUACUAUGUUGAAGGUGAACAGACUUCUGAUGGGUACUACGUGGCUGUGGGCAACCUGACCUUCUACCCUUCCCGCGAGGACCAGAAUGUGACCUUUGGCUGCAAAGUGUCCCACAAAGGCAGCAAUCAAAACCUGUUUUUCCAACUCAACAUCACAUACACUCCUUCUGUAAGACUUUCUGCAUUGCCUUCGCGCUCCGGGAACACCCCUCUCACUCUUUACUGUGACGUGGAGAGUUUCUACCCGGAAGAAGUAUCUGUGUCCUGGCUUCAAAACAGCACAGUCCUCCCUGAGCCCCCCGCCACUGAGCAGAACCCAGAUGGGACCUACAGAACCAGACACUAUUAUACUUUGAGCCCUGAGCAGAGGGAGCAAGGUGGGAAGGUGGAGUGUGCAGUAAACCAACCUGGGGUAGUGCACCCAGUCAGUGGCUCAGCGUACCUAAAUAAACUGGAUCCCCAAGAUGAGACUCCAGUGUUGACUAAAUCAGCCAAAGCAUCUGUUGCUAUGAUGAGUAUUUCUAUUGUGCUGGUCUUCCUGCUCUGCUUUGGCUUUUCUUGGAGGAGAAGGGAUGAGAAACAGAAGUCUUUGAAUGUGUCAGGAAUCAUCCUCCCACCACACGUGAUUGUAGGUCAAAAGGGCAGAGUGACAGUGAGCAUUGAGGGCAGGAUGGUAGACCGAGUCCAGACGGCAUGGUUCCUUAAUGACACCCCUAUCUCUGACACUUCACUCACAGCGUCAGAGAAAGGCCCUCUGCUGCAGACUAGAGGCGACAUGGGUUACUACAAGCUGCACACUCAGGGCCCACUGCACUCCUCUGGAAGUGGCAUUCAACAGCUGAUUUCCUCGCUCACCUUCAUUCCCCGGAUUUCAAAACACAAGGCGGCUGUGUUUAAGUGCCAGGUAUCCUACAUGGGCAAAGAUAAGAUUGUGGUGGAGAGGGUGUCAGAGAAGUUCACAAUCCUGUUUCAAUACAUUAUGUAAACUAUUGAUCAUGACAGGCUACAUACAUCCAAUGUCUGUCUUCCAGAUGUCAUCAGCAUGACUGUUCGAGCAUCACAUUUCCAUCCGGAUGUCAUUACCUUCCGCUGGUUCUGCCAAGGGAGUGAGCUGAGCCCUGUGGCCUCCCAGGCCUCUUCCUCCCCACGACCCGAUUCUGAAGGCUUCUUUUCAGCCUUCAGCCAGUGUAAACUGCCCCGAAGUGAACUGGAAAAGGGAGGCACUAAAGUGUGGGUCAGUGUCCACCACAUCGCCCUGAAGCAGCCGGUCACCCGCGAGACCAGAGGAUUCAUCAAAAGGCCGUGUGUGUCCGAAAUCGUUGGCUUCGGUUCUGCACCAGGGCAGACUUUGUCCCUUGGAUGUGAAAUCACAGAUUUCUACCCUCCGAACAUAACAGUCACCUGGUUGAGGCUCAGAGAGGGGGAGCAAGAUGACAGAGAUGAGGAGGUGAUAGCGGGAGGAGAGAUGUGGGGCCCCGUACAGACUCAUCCCAGACUCUACAGGGCAACCGCCACUCUGAAGAGAAAGGCAACAAAUCAGGAGAAAAGGGAGAGAGGAGGAGGGAUUAUUUGUAGAGUGGAGCACUGUUCCCUACAGGAGCCUAUUGAGAAACAGUGGAGAAGUGUUGACAUUGGUAUGAAUCAUUAUAGACACAAUAGCUUUUGA